AUGAUGAACGGGGCGUGGUGGCAAGAGGCUGUGCUGGACCAUAACAGGGGAGCAGCCGCGCUUGAAGAGCUCUUCGAUCGGGGCACCACAAGGACACCAGGGGUCGUGCUUGCGCAUGAGCGUAGGCUUCGCGAGCUCAAUAGCACCUUGCACACCUGUUUGCAAAAGUUGCACGCUUUUCGUAAGGCAGCAGAGCAGCUUCCCGCAGAAGAGAGGCGUCGCUUGCUGGUAACGCUUUGGCGACAAACCUCAAUCAUCCACUUUAACCGAGCACUUUUAAGGCUGUUCAACGGGGACGUGUUCGAAAGUCGCCUCGAAGCGCAGACGUCCUUUCGUUGUGCGAGAAGCGCUGCAGAGCUCCGUCUGGUCGGAAUGCUAGAACCGACACCGACCAUCGAGAUAGAGCAGCCGCAUACUCGUUUUGGUGACGACGCCGACAUGAUGUUUUCAACAACUUUGCCGGCGGACCUUGGUUGGUCCACUGCAGAUGCCGCCCUUGCCCUGGAGCCAGCACUUUUGUUGGUAUCUUUAUGGAUGUGUUCUGGAAACAGCGAGGAUCUAGUAUCUGCGGAGAUGUACUGGGAAUGCAAUGUAGCGCCACUGGUGAGUCUGCUGCAGAAGGCAACACCCCUAUCUGACGAGCAGCUCUCAGCCAAACUUGGGAAAGUCCAAAUCCUCCAGACGUUGCUAGAGUGGCGCAGAGGUUGCCGCUCCGCAGAGCACUUCAAGAAACUCUCGGGAUCUCCUCAGGCGGCAUACUUGAAAAUGAUAGGCGCAUUCUUGCUUGGUGAUCGGCGUGUAGCCGCUUCCACAAUUGAGACAUACGGGUCUGGUUACCGCCACGAGGACGCGCUGCGGCUCGCAGAACGUGUCGACACUCGAUCGCACUGCGCGAGGACAGGGUACACACCCAGGAACGGUGCACCGCGAGGUGAUGCCCACGUGCUCUACCAGUCAAAGGCAUUGAUGCAGCGAGGUGACUGGAAUGCUGCCAUUCGUCUACUGAGAGCCCUCAACGAGAAAAUGCUGUCAACUGUGGGUCACGUGAACGCGUCACUGGCUAGCGAUCGACAUGCGAGGCGAGAAAUAUCAGUGACGUCUCCAGAUGACCCCGAGGUGCGAUCACGGGGUCUCGACGAGGUGCGCGCGUCGAGCAAACCCCUCGAUGAGAGCGCGAACGAGAGGCUGCCCACUAAUCGACAUGAAUUCGUCCAAACGACAUGCACGGAAGCUCGAGCACCCUCGAGCUUGAUAAUGACAAAGCUGGGAUUUACCCAAGGAGAUCGUGGCGUGGUCUGGGCAUGGAAAACAGCGCCCUCCGAGGCACGUGCUCUGCUCUGUGCAUCUGCAUUAGCGACUGCCCUAGCGUGUGUUCGUCGAUGGGAUGAUUGUUGGUCGGUUUAUCACGAAUUUCGACGCCGCUGUGGAUGGAAUUUAUGGGCCGACACGAGUAUCAGCUUCCUACGGGGACUGGUGGAUGACUGGCGGCGUACACUGCAGACCGCUCACGCACAGAUGCUGCUUAGCUACAGCGAAGCGCUGUUGCAUCUGGGAUUUCGAGAGCAAGCUUUGAAAGUUCUUCGCAAGUUCUGGUCACAAUACGGGGAAAUCGAUUGGGAUCCAGCGGUGCACAUGCACUUGCGAACACGCCACGCCAUUCUCCAGGCAGAGUGCGCUAUUCACGGUGGUGAAGCGCCUGAGACGAUACGCGCCUGCCUCACUGAAGCGCGAAUGCAUCUGGCUGCCGGUGCCGCAUCGUUGCCAGCUGCGACGCAGGGUAUGCAUGAAUACCUUGUAGGGAUGAUUACGAAUGCGGAGGCCUUGAUUGCACUCACCAGCGGCACCGCAUGCAGUCAGUCGAUCCUGGGUCUGCUGGAGACGGCCGCCAAAAAGUCUCGUUAUCAUACUGCCGUGGUUUACAACUUGACGCUCUUUAUUUGGGCAAGAAUGGGUCACAUUACGCGAGCGCUACGCUUAUGGCUCCAUCACCGAGGUAUCGAUCCGGAUCACCCCAAUGCCGCAGACAACGACAAGCUCAGGGCGGACGCCGCUCCAGACGCGCAGCUGGAGCCCUUCGAAACACUGACACGAGCUUGCAUCGCACUGCGACAGCAGCAAAUCGCCGACGAGCAGGCGCUCCAGAAUCUCGACUUCCUCGAACAGAUCAUCAACUGA
Molecule: messenger RNA, 2175 nt
Organism: Cyanidioschyzon merolae strain 10D
Lineage: Eukaryota; Rhodophyta; Bangiophyceae; Cyanidiales; Cyanidiaceae
Exons: 1
Coding region: 1-2175 (724 amino acids)
Source: RefSeq, a predicted model, not a curated record